CCUCUAUCACACACACACACACACACACAGGUGUGCCUUGUCGUCAAUUUUCCCGCCCCCCCAAUUCCGCCUCUCUGGUCAAAACAAAUUCUAGGGUUUAAACAGACGCUAAAAUUCGAACAGUCUCUUUUAGGGUUUUGCGACCCCCAACCAAAAUGGACAAUUACGACAUAUCGCCGGAGAUUCUGAGAGAAGAACCACACGGCCAGGUGUACAAAGCCACGUUCAAACCCACCGGCGAGACCGUCGUCAUCAAGAAGAUCCCGUCCGACGCUAACUUCCCGAACGGAUUACCUCCCGCCCUCUCCCGCGAGAUUCUAAUCUACCAGAAGCUUCCUAAGUCCGCUUACGUCAUCGAUCGCCGCCACGUGUUCCGCCAGUUCGAGGACGGCGGCCCCGUCUUCUACAUUGUCUACGAGCACCUCGACACCGAUCUCGCCGCCUUCAUCGCCGCCUCCUCCGUCAGUCCCUUGCCGUCCGAUUUGGUCAAGAAGCUUCUCUUCCAGCUCCUCAAGGGCGUCGACCACUGUCACCGUAACGGCGUCCUCCACCGGAACCUAAACCCCAAGAAUCUGCUGCUUGACGAGAAACAACAGAGCCUCAAGAUCGGCGAUGGGAUCAGUCAGUCUUUUGCUUUCUGCUACGAGGCUUUUGUGCCGGAGACGGUCACUCUCUCUUACCAGGCGCCGGAGGUUUUGCUGGGGUCCUCCGAUUUCUCGACUCCGGCGGACAUUUGGGCCGUCGGCUGCAUCUUCGCUGAGAUGGUGACUGGGGAUGUACUGUUUGUCGGAAUCGGUGAUGAUCCUAAUCAAGCUGAUAAGCAGCAAUUGCGUGAGAUUUUCAGACAGCUAGGAAAACCGAUGUUGAAUCAGUGUCCAGGACUCACUUCGUUGCCGGCUUGGGAGACCUACCAAGAAUGGGAAGGGGAAAAGAUGAAAGCUCGGUUCUAUUCGGCAGGAGAUUUGCCAUCGGAUCUGCUGGUAGCUACAGUUUCUUUGGAACAAGAUGGAGCUGAACUUCUAUCGAAAAUGCUUACAUUUGAUCCAGAUGAAAGAAUCACAGCUAAAGCAGCACUGAACCACCCCUAUUUCAAGCAAAUGGACAUCUAAUUCUGGAUGUCAGAACAGUAACAAUGGAAAUAUCGUAGUUGGACUUGAACAAAGCGACAAACUGAACAGGAAAUAGACUGCUUGAGAAGUAGCUGUAUAUAUGGCAGUUCUUAUCUUGAUUGUGUAUAUAUUUUUGAAGUUCACAAUCAGAGCAUAGUACAGGUAGCAAUGGCUAUAUUUUCCAGAUCCUCUGCUAGUUUGGUUCUGUCUGAAAUAGACGAUGCACUAUGCAAUGAAAUGAUUGUGUUCUUGUUUG
Molecule: messenger RNA, 1365 nt
Organism: Rosa rugosa (rugosa rose)
Lineage: Eukaryota; Viridiplantae; Streptophyta; Magnoliopsida; Rosales; Rosaceae
Product: cyclin-dependent kinase B1-1-like
Exons: 4
Coding region: 156-1109 (317 amino acids)
Biological process (GO): G1/S transition of mitotic cell cycle; protein phosphorylation; regulation of gene expression
Cellular component (GO): cyclin-dependent protein kinase holoenzyme complex; cytoplasm; nucleus
Molecular function (GO): cyclin binding; cyclin-dependent protein serine/threonine kinase activity; ATP binding
Source: RefSeq, a predicted model, not a curated record